Messenger RNA from Thrips palmi, 2330 nucleotides. Its product is annotated as proton-coupled amino acid transporter-like protein pathetic. The record is from RefSeq and is a predicted model, not a curated record. Gene Ontology annotation, cellular component: vacuolar membrane. Gene Ontology annotation, molecular function: amino acid transmembrane transporter activity. Lineage: Eukaryota; Metazoa; Arthropoda; Insecta; Thysanoptera; Thripidae. Bases 268 to 1653 code for a protein of 461 amino acids. Gene Ontology annotation, biological process: amino acid transmembrane transport. The transcript has 11 exons.
AUACAAUGUGGUCGACGGGAGACUCGCGACUCGGCGCAGCGGAACCGAGACGCGACCCGCGGUAGCUCAGUGCACGCAUCAAGUUCAUGUCUGGGGCGUCCCGAGUCUCGUGUCGCCCAGGUCGAGAUUCCUCAGUGACGUCAUCCUCCCUCCCCAGAAUCGCUUGCCGAACUGACGCUCGCGAGCACUCCAUGAGCGCCACUCGAUGGAACCAUUGAGAUGUGACCUGGCUGUUUCGAAAGCCGAGACUGCCCGAGACUGCCCGAGAUGAAGACGAAGCCUGACAAGGCGGCCGAGGCGCCGGCCAUCCCCCUGCCCGUCCUGCAGAAGUCGACGGCCACCCUCGUGUCGCAGGAUGACCUGUACGACCCCUUCAGCCAGCGGCCGGAAACGCUGCAGUACUCGGACUUUGGAGCGUGGGCGCACAUGGUGAAGGCGGGCAUGGGCACGGGCAUCAUGGCCAUGCCCAUGGCGUUCAGGUACGGCGGCGUGGUGGUGGGGCUGCUCGGCACCCCGCUCGUGGGCCUCAUCUGCGGCCACUGCGUGCUGCUGCUCGUCGCCACCGCCCAGCACCUCUACGUGCGCGCGCGCGUCCCCGCCAUGACCAUGGACGAGGUGGCCUACUACGCCUUCCUGUGCGGCCCGCACUGCCUGCGACGCUGCGCCCCCGCGGCUCGCAUGUUCGUGCAGGGCGCCUUGUUCCUCACGUACUUCUUCGUCGGCAUAUCCUACACCAUCUUCAUCGGGGAGGCCAUUCAGCAGCUGGUGGAGCAGUGGACGGGUGAGGCGGUGCUGGACCGGCGGGUGUACAUCGCCGUGCUCGCCGUGGUGCUCGUGCCGCUGUGCCAGAUCCGCCAGAUGCGCACCCUGGUGCCCUUCUCGGUGGCGGCCAACGUGUGCAUCGUGGUGGGCUUCGCCAUCACCAUGUACUACCUGCUGGACAGGCCGCCGGACAUGAACCGCGUCGACAUCGGCCCCACGCUCCUCGGCCUGCCCAUCUUCUUCUCCACCUCCAUCUACUCCAUGGAGGGCAUCGGCACGGUGAUGCCCGUGGAGAACACGAUGCGAAACCCGGGCCACCUUGGAGGCUGGAAGGGACUGGCGUCCAGGGCCGUGGCCUUCAUCGUGGUGCUCUUCACCGCCAUCGGCCUGCUCGGCUACAUGCGCUUCGGAUUGGACGUCAAGGGCAGCAUCGUCCUCAACCUGGACCCCACCGCCGUGCCUGCGCAGGUCGUGAAGGCGCUGCUGGCCCUCGCCAUCGUCUGCACCUUCCCGCUGCAGUUCUACAUCCUCCUGGAGCAGCUCACGCCCGUCAUCAACGCCAAGGUCACCGCGCCCAACCUUCGGAACUGGGCCCAGGUGGGCACGAGGGUGUUCCUGGUGGCGGCGUCGCUCCUCGUGGCGGUGUCCUUCAACAGCUUGGAGCUGGUCAUCGCCCUGAUGGGCGCGGUGCUGUUCUCCACGCUGGGGCUCCUCAUCCCCGCGGGGGCGCACCUCAUCGCGGAGCUCGGCCAGAAGGCGGACGCCAAGGUCUCCGGGACGCAGCGGAGCAGUGCGUGGAGCACGCUGACGUUGGUGAAGGACGGCUUCCUGGUGGGCCUGUCCUUGCUGACGACGUGCGCCGGGGUGUACUCGGCCCUCACCCCCGCGUAGGAGCCUGCUAGCCUGCUUGGACCAGUGGUGUGUCUCGAAUCAAACACACGACGGCGCCAGUGGGCUCCUCGUUCGAAGACGAAUCCAUCACUACCGCCGUGUCUUUGAUUCGAGUCCCAUUUGAGGACGUUGAGGAGCUCAAAAACGUGUUCCUGGUCUCGCGACCCGCUGUGAGGUGGCACCGUCUGAAGCAGGUCGACCUCGUGGCGACAAAGCCUUUCGAUUGCGCUGGCGAGGUGGUCCUGUAGGCCCCGCAGGCCCUGCAGGACGCUCCCGAAGGAACAAGGAACAGUGCGCGGCAGGUUCCCGACAUCAGCCGCACCUGUCCAGGGUUGUCUGGCCGAGUGUGCAGUGUGCAAGCGAGGGAAGUCCCGCGGUCACCAAUGUCCAGCGGGGCGGCAGCGGCCAGCACUAGCAGGCCGCCGGCAGUGGCGUGGCACAGCGCGGCACUCCCGCCGGAAUCCCCUCUCUCGUUUUGUCCAGGAUCUCCAUCAACAUUAAGAAUGUCCAUGGCGCACUGUGGCAGUGCCAUUUUCUUAGCCUCGUAGGCUGAGUUGGGUUUCGCGAUUAAAUCAUUAUUUGUUACGUGUAGUUAAAUAACGAUCCCUUGCGAAUGCGCAUAGGGUUCAUGGUUGUCUGUGAUAUUUGUUUCAUCGCGCAAUAAAAUCCGAAACCGA